CAAUGGAACAACGUUUUAAAUUAAAUUUAAAGACAAUUUCAUAAAUAAAAGUGGGACUGUGAAUACCACUUUAUAAUCUCACUUAACAUAGAAACCGUGGACGUUACGUCAGUAGUAGUUAGUCAGCACUGUCGGCAAUUUCGACAGUACAUACAUAUUUUUUUAUUAUUCCAACACUUAAUUAGCAUUUCAACAAAAGAUACAUAGAUGACAAAUAUGGUAAUUUCACCUUAAGAUACAGAGAAUCGCAGGAAAAUUACAUUACUCGAGUGUUGGUGCUACAUUUGCACGUGUUAGAUGGUUAUCAACCUCAAGAUCUGUCACAGCAUCUAAAGACAUUAAAGAAACAACCAGUGCUCAAACGAAUAUGGAUGAUGUCCUUGUAAAAGAUGUUGGGGAUAAUGGUGUAAUAGUUUUAAACCGACCUAAGGCAUUGAAUGCCGUAAAUUUGUCAAUGGUUCAGAAAAUAUAUUCCAUCCUCAAACAGUGGGAAUCUUCGAAGAAACUUGUAAUAAUAGAAGGUGCAGGUGAUAAAGCGUUUUGUGCAGGUGGUGACGUCAAAUCGCUCGUUAUGGCACUGAACGAACCAAAAGGUGAACUUUUGGGAGAAGAGUUUUUUAGAAGGGAGUACACCUUAAAUUAUUUUAUUGGAACAUAUAAGAACCCUUAUAUCGCUAUUAUCAAUGGGAUAACAAUGGGAGGUGGUGUUGGAUUAUCUGUACACGGUAAAUACAGAAUUGCCACAGAGAAAACUCUCUUUGCUAUGCCGGAAACAGCGAUAGGAUUGUUUCCCGAUGUCGGGGCUACUUAUUUUUUAUCUAGAUUGAAAGGAAAAUUAGGUAUUUACCUGGGUCUGACAGGACACAGAUUGAAAGGGAUCGAUGUUCUUCUCGCUGGAAUCGCAACACAUUUUGUACCGUCGGAGAAACUUGUUGACUUGAAACGUGAUUUAUUAAUGUUGCGUGAUGUCGAUAUUGAGCCUGUUUUAAACAAAUAUCAACCGAAAUUAAAUCAUGAAUUCAGCUUGGCACCUCAUAUGUCGCAGAUAGAAAAUUGUUUUUCUGCUUCAUCCAUCGAAGAGAUAAUCGAGAGAUUAAAGAAAGACAAUUCAGAUUGGGCGCAAAAGAAUAUGAAAGUACUGCUUAAAAUGUCUCCAUCUUCUCUUAAAAUUACCAAAAAAGCAAUUGAUGAAGGAAAAGGAAAAUCUUUAGCAGAUUGUUUAAAGAUCGAAUAUAGAUUAGCUUGUACGGCCCUGAGCAGAGACGGUGAUUUCUAUGAAGGUGUCAGAGCUCUCUUGGUCGACAAAGAUCAGAAACCAGUAUGGAACCCGAGGUCCUUGGCCGAUGUAACGGAUGAAUAUGUAAAUAAACGAUUUGCAGUACUUCCCGCAGACAAAGAAUUGCAGUUAUACACCAGCAAAUUAUAGGAAUUAAGAGAAAGUUUUUAUGCAUUUUGACACAUAAUGUUAUGAAAACAAGUUCCUAAAAACUUUAUUUUUGUACUCUAAUUUUGUACAGAUUAAGAUUUAUAUUAAAACAUAGACACAAUUAACUUUUU
Messenger RNA from Monomorium pharaonis (pharaoh ant), 1557 nucleotides. It is a transcript of the gene Hibch, whose product is annotated as 3-hydroxyisobutyryl-CoA hydrolase, mitochondrial. Bases 368 to 1426 code for a protein of 352 amino acids. Lineage: Eukaryota; Metazoa; Arthropoda; Insecta; Hymenoptera; Formicidae. Gene Ontology annotation, biological process: L-valine catabolic process. The record is from RefSeq and is a predicted model, not a curated record. The transcript is spliced from 8 exons. Gene Ontology annotation, molecular function: 3-hydroxyisobutyryl-CoA hydrolase activity. Gene Ontology annotation, cellular component: mitochondrion.